Messenger RNA from Elaeis guineensis (African oil palm), 1729 nucleotides. RefSeq names its product ribulose-1,5 bisphosphate carboxylase/oxygenase large subunit N-methyltransferase, chloroplastic. The record is from RefSeq and is a predicted model, not a curated record. Lineage: Eukaryota; Viridiplantae; Streptophyta; Magnoliopsida; Arecales; Arecaceae. Gene Ontology annotation, molecular function: protein binding; protein-lysine N-methyltransferase activity. Gene Ontology annotation, biological process: peptidyl-lysine monomethylation.
GGGGGGUGACAGGAUGGAUGGAUGAGGUUUAUAAAUCUCACGCCAUCGCUCGUUCUCUCUCAGUUCGCGACGACUCUGCGAGUUUCUCCCGGCCGCGAUACCACCUGAACGCGAAUGCGGUUCGGGUCUCGAAUCGCUCAUCUCCACUCUCACCUGUUCCUCCCUUUCCCGCUCUCUCCGCCUUCGUGCCCUCACUGCAAGCUUUCCCAUUCCGCCGCCGCCGCCGCCGCCGCCGCCUCGAAGGACUGCCAGUUAAAAAACGAAAGCAAUGAGUUCUUGUCAUGGUUGCAGAAAAAGGCGGGUGUUGAGAUAUCCUCCAUGCUAUCAAUUGGAAAUUCUGUCUAUGGCAGAUCAUUGUUUGCAUCAAAAUGCAUUCAAGCUGGGGACUGUAUUUUGAAGGUUCCUUACAAUGUUCAAAUGACUUCAGAUAAAUUCCCUUCAGACAUUGAGCCGUUUCUUGUUCAUGAUGUUGGAAAUAUAUCACGACUUGCUGCAGUUCUUCUAGCAGAGCGGAAACUGGGUCAGAAUUCUGGAUGGGCGACAUAUAUUAAUUGUCUUCCUCAAAUGGAUGAGAUGCAUAACACGAUAUUCUGGAGUAAAGAUGAACUGGAGAUGAUUCGUCCAAGCCCAGUGUAUCAAGAAACCUUCGACCAAAAGGCUUACAUCAUGAAGGAAUUUUCAGCACUUCGACCAGCUCUGGAACAUUUUCCCCAGACCUUUGGUGAUGUCCACUUGGAGGACUUCAUGCAUGCAUAUGCUUUGGUUACAUCUCGAGCAUGGGCAACCUCGAAGGGCAUAUCUUUGAUUCCAUUUGCAGAUUUUCUCAAUCAUGAUGGCACUUCUGAUGCAAUUUUACUCAGCGAUGAAGAUAAAAAAAUAUCUGAGGUUAUUGCUGAUCAAAAUUAUGAUAUUGGCGAACAGGUAAUGAUUAGAUAUGGGAAGUUCUCUAAUGCUACACUCUUGCUGGACUUUGGUUUUACUCUUCCAUAUAACACUUAUGAUCAGGUACAGAUUUUGAUGGAUGCACCAUUCCAUGACUCUUUGUAUCAAAUUAAAUCGGAACUUCUGCAAAACCAUUGCUUGCCAAGGAUCGUGGAUGCUAGUGGUUUCAAUGGUUCAAAGAGUUCCUUUGUUAUCAAGGAGGUUAAGUCUGCAAGUGGAAAGGGAAAAGGCAUCCCCCAGGCUCUCCGUGCAUAUUGUCGGGUUUUAUCUGCUACUUCACUUGAAGAACUGAAAGCUUUGACUGUUGAGGCUGCUGAAGAUGAUGGCAGAUUGGCACGACGCACUUUAACCGACAGGGAUAGAGAGAUUCAGGCUCAUCACAUGCUGCUUUCACUAUUUAUCCCCAUGAUUCGGGAUUAUGAUUCUGCUCUCAAGGUGCUUGAGUCUUUGAAUAAUGCUAGGGUUGGUAACCAACUUUCCAUUAGAAGACAAAUGGCAAAAGAUCUCCUCAAGGGCGAGCUUCGAGUUCUGCAGUCUGCAUGUGCCUGGCUGACCAAUUACUGUGCAAAUAUAUCAGCAUCCAGUGAAAACGCACGCUAGAACGGGAACCGUUUGAUAAUUCACUGCUUUAGGAUUCACAAUCUGUUGUAUUCUGUGAAGUAUCUUCUAUAUAAUCAUCAGGCAUCAAAAGUUGUUAUUUAUAACCUAUUAACUUACCAAUUUUAUAUGUGCAUUUGUUCUUUGAUUACCCAUGCAGUAAAAUGGUACCGGAGAUCUUACAAAGUGA